GUACAUAGCGGAGCAAACAAAAAUAUUUACACAAUGUCGAGAAACCAAAUAGUUACACGGCUUUCUGAAGCCCAAGAUCUGUAUAAAAGACCUGCUCUGACGCAGAUUCAAGCACAGCACGUUACCAUGCGCUUCUCAUUCGUUCUCCUUCUCGCGGUCCUCGGCUGCUUCCUGCUGGCCCAGGAGAGUGGCGCUGCCACAGGCACGACCACAACAGUCGCAGCUACAACUACUGUCGCGUCCACGGCCACCACAACAGUCGCUCCUUCCACCGCAACCACCACCGUUGCCUCUUCGACCUCCGACACGACCACAGCGUCCUCAUCAUCUUCAGGCUCCAACUCCGCAGCGGCCAGGCGUCGCCGACGUCGCCGUCGUUUGGCUCGUCAGCGACAGCGCCGUGAGCGCCAGAGGCAGCGCCAGACCCAGAGGCUCCGCAACAGGAUUCAGAACCAGCGCCGUGUGAUCAACGAGCUCCGAGGUUAAGCGGGAAGAAAGGAGACAUAUCCAAAACUCCCGAUAAAUCAUUCCCUGAUGAAAUCCUUAUCUUUAAGCACCCAUGAAAUAUGAAAAAUUGAAUAUACGAGUAUUUUGAAAAUGAA
Molecule: messenger RNA, 602 nt
Organism: Drosophila guanche
Lineage: Eukaryota; Metazoa; Arthropoda; Insecta; Diptera; Drosophilidae
Product: location of vulva defective 1-like
Exons: 1
Coding region: 34-486 (150 amino acids)
Source: RefSeq, a predicted model, not a curated record